Ornithodoros turicata is the source of this 519-nucleotide messenger RNA. RefSeq lists its product as uncharacterized. Bases 1 to 519 code for a protein of 172 amino acids. The record is from RefSeq and is a predicted model, not a curated record. The transcript has a single exon. Lineage: Eukaryota; Metazoa; Arthropoda; Arachnida; Ixodida; Argasidae. Gene Ontology annotation, molecular function: nucleic acid binding. Gene Ontology annotation, biological process: DNA integration.
AUGCUGACAGCGAUCGACCGGUUCACCCGUUGGCCCGAGGCUGUGCCAAUGCCCGACAUGACUGCCGAAACUGUCGCCACUACCUUCCUCUCAGUAUGGAUCUCCCGAUUCGGCGUUCCGUCUCAGGUCACUACUGACCACGGCAGACAGUUUGAAAUUGCCCUCUUCUCCGCCUUCACAAACUUGCUCGCAACUGCCCGAGUGCGAACGACAUCAUACCAUGCUGCGUCCAACGGCAUUGUCGAGCGCAUGCACCGUCAUUUAAAAGCUGCACUCAUUGUUCACGAAGACCAAACGCACUGGUCGGCCCACCUGCCCAUGGUCCUUCUUGGACUCCGUGCCGAACUCAAGCCUGACCUUGGCCCCAGGCGUGCGGAGCUCGUCUACGGCAGAGCCCCGCGCCUGCUCGGCGAAUUUUUCGCCUCCUCUUCAAACCAGUAUAACGCAUCAGACUUUGUGCGGCAUCUUCACGACUUUUUCAGCUCCAUUCGUCCCGUCCGGCCUCGCCCAUCCUCGUAA